Molecule: messenger RNA, 2957 nt
Organism: Acanthopagrus latus (yellowfin seabream)
Lineage: Eukaryota; Metazoa; Chordata; Actinopteri; Spariformes; Sparidae
Gene: stxbp1b
Product: syntaxin binding protein 1b
Exons: 20
Coding region: 161-1933 (590 amino acids)
Biological process (GO): vesicle-mediated transport; intracellular protein transport; neurotransmitter secretion
Cellular component (GO): secretory granule; plasma membrane
Molecular function (GO): syntaxin binding
Source: RefSeq, a predicted model, not a curated record
CCAGAGACAGGAGCCCCUUUCACACAGAGACGCCGCAUUAUCUCCACAUCGACUGUCUCACUCACGGGGAGGGAGGCUGUUCACUGAAGUCUUGGUCAGGAGGGCUGACUGUCGCAGUGAUUCUAGAGUGGAUGAUUUUUGAGCAGUGACACUCGAAAUAAUGAAUGAUGUCAUCAAGAAGGCAAGAGAAAAAGGAAAAUGGAAGGUGCUGGUAGUGGACAAGCUGAGUAUGAGGAUGGUUUCCUCCUGCUGUAAGAUGACAGACAUCAUGUCAGAGGGAAUCACCAUUGUAGAAGACAUAACCAAGCGACGUGAGCCUCUGCCCAGCAUGGAGGCCAUCUACCUGAUCACACCCUCAGAUGAGUCUGUUGAGGGUCUGAUUGAUGACUUCAGGGAUCCACAGUCACCGAAGUACCGAGGAGCUCACGUCUUCUUCACCGACACGAUCCCAGACUCGUUGUUUGGACUGUUGACCAAAUCCCGCGCCUCCAAAGCCAUGAAGGCCUUGACUGAGAUCCACAUCGCCUUUCUGCCCUAUGAAUCUCAGGUCUACUCCCUGGAUAAAGUGGAUGCCUUUCAGGACUUCUACAGUCCCUUCAAGGCUGAUGUGAAGAAUAACAUGCUGGAGCGUUGUGCUGAGCAGCUCGCCACCCUCUGUGCCACUCUCAAAGAGUACCCUGGGGUCCGAUACAGAGGGGAAUACAAAGACUGUGCAGUUCUGGCCCAGAUGCUUCAGGAGAAGCUGGACAGCUACAAGGCUGAUGACCCCACCAUGGGAGAGGGUCCAGACAAGUCUCGUACUCAGCUGCUCAUUCUGGAUCGUGGCUUUGACCCUGUGUCACCUCUCCUACAUGAGCUCACACUGCAGGCUAUGGCCUACGAUCUGCUGGGCAUCGAGAACGACGUGUACAGUUUUGAGACCAGCGGGAUGGGAGAGACGAGAUUGAAGGAGGUAGUUCUGGAUGAGGAUGACGACCUGUGGCUGACUCUGAGACACAAACACAUCGCUGAGGUGUCGAACGCUGUGACUCGUUCUCUGAAGGAGUUCUCUGCCAGCAAAAAGAUGAACACUGGAGAAAAGACCACCAUGAAGGAGCUGUCUCAGAUGCUGAAGAAGAUGCCUCAGUAUCAGAAGGAGCUCAGCAAGUAUUCAACCCAUCUCCACCUGGCUGAAGACUGUAUGAACCGCUACCAGGGCACUGUGGACAAACUCUGUCGUGUGGAACAAGAUCUGGCCAUGGGCAUAGAUGCAGAGGGAGAGAAGAUCAAGGAUCCCAUGAGGCUCAUUGUACCCAUUCUGCUGGACGCCAAUGUCAGUGUGUUUGACAAGAUCCGCAUCAUUCUGCUCUACAUCUUCCUCAAGAACGGUGUGACUGAAGAGAACCUGUGUAAGCUCCUUCAGCAUGCCAACAUCCCACCAGAGGACAGUGACAUCAUUUCCAACAUGGCCCACAUGGGCGUUCCCAUUAUCUCUGAGGGCACUGCCAAAAAAGCCAAGAAGCCCGAUCGAAAGGAGCGAAUCAGUGAGCAGACCUACCAGCUGUCCAGGUGGACUCCCCUCGUCAAGGAUCUCAUCGAGGAUGCCAUUGAGGACAAACUUGACCCUAAGCAGUACCCAUACAUUUCCCAGCGACAAGUAUCUUCCAAAGCCAGCGCUCCAUCGAGCAGUGCUCGCUAUGGUAACUGGCACAAGAACAGGGGCCCCACAGAGAUGAAGACGGGGCCAAGGAUCAUCGUAUUUAUUAUCGGCGGGAUGACGCACAGCGAGAUGCGCUGCGGGUAUGAGGUCACCCAGGCCAAUGGCAAGUGGGAGGCGCUGAUCGGUUCAACCCACAUUCUCACUCCACCUAAGUACCUAAAGGAGCUCCAGCACCCAGACUUCCUGGACCCCAACGCCCCACCUGAGGCGACAGAGGAGCCAACUGCAGACUGAAAACAUGCUUGGAAGAUCAACUGAAAUCUUCACCCCUUCUCGCCUUCUAAAAACCCUCAAAGACUUGGAGAAAGAGUAGCAGAUGAGUUAAGAAGCUCCUGUAGUGCUCCCUCCUCAGCAGGAACAUCAAACUGUACUCUCCCUCACUCCCCCCUCUUCCUCCCCCCUCCUCCUCCAGCCUCACACAUUACAUAUACAUUUGAUCAUGAAUAUGAUUGUGUGGCUCAUAAACCAAACUGUGUUUUAAAUCACAUCAUUGUGUGUUGAUUUCAUGAGUGUGUUGAUGUUGAUCAAAGUUUAUUGGAAGAGAUUGGAUCUGUGUUGAAUGUUGUCGGCAGUAUAUUGUCAGAUGUCUCUUUCUUUUGGAAAAGUAAUGUUAACUGAAUUAGUUUAGAGGACUGGGAGAGAUUCAGGAAUUCUGGGUUAUGGAUGAAAACUUCUUAAAGAUUAUAUUGGUACGAUUAUUCCACUGCUUCACAGUUCUAAUGGAGCAAAAUGGUCUUUUUCACUUAACACUGGUGGACCUAACACUUUAUCUGUGCAUUCACUUAUAUUGUUUUCUCUCCCAUUCCAAUACACACAUAAACUUCACCUUCUUCUUUUAUUUUGUUGGAGCCUGCUAGUGUUUAUGUAGUGCUUUCCAUACAGUAGCAACCAUACUGUAUUGUACAAAUCAUCAGAUUAACAGUGAUGUUUCUGACCUUGGAAACGCCAACAUACAGCCACUCUGACAGUGUAUUUAGCUGUAGAUGAAGCAUUGUGAAAGAGACAUAUACACUAUAGUUUGGUAAUCUUAGUAGUGAUUUUGGCAGAGUACUUUUCUCCUUUAGACAUCCAGUUUCCUGUUGUCCCCUAUUUUGGAUCACAGUAUUGUCAUUGGUUAUUGUUGUAUUGUGAGUCUCUGUAACUAGUCAUCCACUGUGUAUGAAGAGAGAUGUCAGUAUUAUGAUAUAUUUCACAAGUCUGUGCUUUUAUGUCCACAUCCAUGAACAAUGCUUGCUGCAGGAUGUGUGUUAAGCUAAUA